CGUCGCCGAGAUGCAGCUGUGUUAUCUGUAUACUGUUUGCUUGUUUGUCGUCGCGUCUGUUAUUUUAUCUUAUUAUUACAUCAGUAUCGUCGGAGACACUCAAGAGAAAUUGACGGUUGCCGACGAUAUUAGUAUGAACAAGAACAUUUCCUUUAAGAUGCUACAGCGAGUACAAGAAGCACUGGAGGAGGAACAGUCGCCUAGUAUUGACUUUGACGACGAUUUGAUGUCAAGAGCAAUUCAGGCUGGUAAUCUUACUCGCUUAAAGAACGUUCUCAAGAAAGCUUUAAGAGGUGAAGACAUCAAUCUAUUGGUCAUUGGAGGCUCUAACAGCGCUGGCGGAAAAUUAGGACUUGACGAGAAUAGCUUGGAUGGAUUAUAUUUUAAAGUGUUUGGAAGAUGGUGGAACAACACCUUUGGCAAAGCGAUCAAGUCCUUCGUGAAAGAAAUUCAGUUAGCAAUCGGAGCCACCGGAAGCCCUUUCUUUGCGUUUUGCUACAAAACGUUCAUUGCAGAAGGUGAGAAAAUCGAUAUAGUGCUAAUAGAAAUAUCAGCGAACGACUGCAGAUUUCGGACGGCGAAACAUUUGGAGCAGUUAACUCGCCAAGUGCUUAGGUAUCAUUCAGAACCCGCGCUACUUUAUAUUAAUCUGAUAGGUAAUGUGGGUUACAAGGCCAAGCCGCUUAAUCCAACGUGCAGAAACCUAGAGACUUUUGGACAAACACAGCUUGCUCGCCAUUAUGAAAUUACGUCGUUCAGUUUAAAGGAGGUAUUUUGUCGCAAGGACGAAAGAGGUCAGUGGAAAAUAAUUUUAACAAACAUGACUGGGUCCGAUGGUAACCAUAUUGGCCUCAAGGCGCAUGCUGUAGUUGCUUCCCUGAUGAUUAAACAUGUGAGGAGCGUUACACAAGAACUUAUCAAUGACGUCUAUAAUGUGGAUGGAGGACACGGAAGUUCUGCUUUACCGAAGUUCUUGCUUAUCGAACGUGAAAGCGGAGCUUUGAAAAAGCCUUUGUGCUGGACUGGGAAAACGCCAAAUGCUUUUAAAAAUCUUCACCAUCCAAGUCUUCAACUUGAAGUUAUAAACAACAGAAGCUUUUCAUCGUGUUUUCAAGUGCGCGGAAAAAACAUGAAUGCUAAGAGUGUGUCCAAAGAGCUUCGUACCGAUUCUCAGGGAGGUUGGUGUGCGUCGAAAAGCUUCAGCACCCUUCAGCUGAAGAUCUAUGUUCCAAUGAUUGCUGUAAAUAGUUCCCGAAGAACACGAUCGGUGAUAGUUUUAAGUAGGUUCUAUAGCAGAGGCCAGGCUGAGAUAUGGCUGGAUAACAACAAAGACAAAGCUAUUAAGACCGACUCAAACUCAAAACUGGAUCGGUAUGAUACAAUCGCAACAAGAGUGAACCCAGGCUACCAUACGAUCACGGUCAGAACUUUACGGGACGGAGUGUUUAUGGUUUCUGGAGUGCUUGUUGGACCCCCUGACUUUGGAUUUGGGACUGAUGCGUUACACUGUCAAUGAGCAAUGAAAGUGAACAACAACAAUAAAUAAAUCUUUAUUUUCCUUCAUUUUAAAAUUACAUGUUAUUUGUACCGCGGAUAGCAAGUGCUAAUCUAGGCGGGCCAUGAAUCGCUUGUACAUAUAACUAGAUUAAUCAGAAAACAAUAACGACAAUUAAUUUAAGAUUAAAGAUAUAGUGGACAUUAUUAUCGUUUCUGCAUAUUACGACCACUAAAAUAAAAUAAGGGGAGAAUAAUAAAAGACGACAUUGAUUUUAAUUACUUAAUGCCAUUUCAGAUACAUACAGAUACUUAAAGAUAGUAGACGCAAUCUGAACUGUACUGUAGGCAA
Messenger RNA from Orbicella faveolata, 1846 nucleotides. RefSeq lists its product as uncharacterized. The record is from RefSeq and is a predicted model, not a curated record. Lineage: Eukaryota; Metazoa; Cnidaria; Anthozoa; Scleractinia; Merulinidae.